AUGCCUGCCUCCAAUCACCAAAACCCCCGCAGACACUACAAGUGCUGCGCGGCAGUGCUAUGCCUUGGUUGUGCACUUGCCCGGCCAGCGCCAGCGUGCAUAACGCCGCGAGUCCUCAUCGCUGGCCUCGGCCCCGGAGACCCGGAGCACUUGACGAAAGGCGUGUGGAGCCAGCUUUGCAACUGUCAGCGGUUGUACGCACGCUUUGCGAAGCAUCCCGUCCUGGAGUCACUCCCAGCAUCUGUGACUCUCACAACCUUUGAUCAGUAUUAUGAGGAAGCUGACACGUUCGAGGGGUUGUACAGCAACAUUUCGGACACUAUCUUGGAGCUAGCAAAAGAGCACGGUGAAGUUGUCUAUGCAGUGCCCGGCGAUCCGUGCGUGGGCGAAACAACUACGAAGAUGAUUCGACAAAGAAGUGCCGAUGAAGGUGUGAGAGUCGAAGUACUGCCCGGUGUCAGCUUCGUGGAGCCUUCACUGGCCGCCCUGGGUGUGGAUAUGCUUCCACGAUUGGCUGUGGGAGAUGCUUACGAGCUCACUGGCUUCCAGUCCCUCCCUUUCGAAUGCAGCACUCCGCUGUUGAUUUCUCAGGUAGAUGAUCAGAUCUCGGCCAAUGCUCUAAAGCUUGUCCUUAUGAGCACCUACGAGGCAGAGCAUGAGGUAGCCCUGGUCCAUUCGGCCGGCGUUCAAGGAACUGCUCAAGUGGAGUGGUUACCUCUGCAGAACAUCGACCGCAGCAAGAGCAUUGGCAUAACUACAUCCUUGUUCGUGCCAGCCAGCAGCGGUGGGUCCUUCACAGAUCUCCGUGACAGGAUGGCAGGACGACGCAUCAAGUUGGGAGAGUCUUGGGACGACCUGACGCAUGCAGAGUUAGCACGAGGCCUGGUUCGAGCAAGCGAAAAGGUCGCAAAAGCCGCGGAGCAGGAUUCAAAAGAAUCGAUGAAUGACCUGGCUGAUGCUUUGGCCUCGGUUCUGAUUCAAGCUGCUGCACACAUGCAGCUUGCCGAAGACGAUUUUGACUUUAGCACUGGAGAUGUCCUGAAGCGAGCAUCGUCUUUGGACCCAACGCUGUCCAACCGAACACGGAGGAGCUCGCCUGCGUCCUCAGUUCUCAUCGUGCAGGAGCCGCCUGAUGUCAAGCAGUUGCAGUUAGAGGGAUUUGACCUGGUUCUGACUUGGCAACAGCAGCAUCUUGAACUCCGGCAGUCCCGCUUCUUCGUGCCUGCUACUCCCUGGCUCCUGCCAGCAGAGUGGCCUCGGUUUCUUUCGAAGAAGCCUGGCCUGGGAUUUCUCCGAGGGAGCAAAAGCCAAACGACCGGACACCGUCUGCGUCACCGGAUCUGGGAGGCUCGGGAGCAACUCCAAAGCGUGUGCGAGGUGCCGCUCGAGUUCCUCCAGGGAGGAGGCAUAAGUCGUGAUGAGCGCAACAUCCAGUUCUUCAACCAGUUCGUGCUGGUCAUCGAGAACUCCAGGCAUGAGAACUACUUUUCUGAGAAGCUUCUGGAUGCCUUGCUCACGCAGUCCAUGCCCGUUUACUGGGGCUGUCCGAACAUCGGCGACUUCUUCGAUGUUGCAGGCAUGGUCGUCCUCCAGAGCACAGAUAUCGAUGAGGUCCUGUCAGUUUGCAACCAACUUUGCCCAGGCCACUACGAAGCUCAUCAAGAAGCUUUGCGGCAGAACAGCGAACGAGCGCAGAGAUACUCUGGUGACUUCGGCUUUCGACUUCAGCAGGCUAUCGAGGAAGCACUCCAAGGGCAGACUGACAUCGGUCAAUCCGGCCCUGGCGCUUGGGAUGAUAUUGCAAGCCCCAAGUGCAAAAAAGAUGCUGAGAUUGCCAAUGAAAUCUAUCCGAAGGAGGAGGUCCUCAAGGCCAACCCGAAGGCCUACAAGCAGGUAGUGACUUUCGCGACUAGGAUGAAAUGGCCGCUUCUUUAUGGGAGCAUUGGUGGUGCACUGAUUCUGCUUCUGAAGAUGAUUUCGGACGUCGGAGAAAAGGCCGAAGAUGCCUCCCCGCAUCUUGUGGUGGUGCCCGGCGGGGGCCUGACUGCCGAGGGCAGUCCACCUCUGUGGGUUCGCCGGCGACUGCAAGAGGCCGCCAGCCUGUACUUCGCCUAUGUGAGAUCCGGUCAGAGGGCUGCUGUGAUGAUGUUGUCAGCUGGCACCCCACAUAAGCCCAUGCCACGUGAUCCGCACUCCGGUUUCCAGGUGUUGGAAGCCGAGGCAAAUGCACGAUGCUUGAUACGAGACUUCAACGUUCCUCCGCAGGACGUAUUUGAGGAGAGCUGGUCGUUAGACACGAUCGGAAAUGCUUACAUGCUGAGGACAACUCACACAGACAUCGCCGGCUGGAGAAGGCUGACAAUCAUCAGCAACCAGUUUCACAUGCCCCGAAUCCGGGCGAUUUUCGACAAGGUGUUCGGCCUAGGCCCUCUUUCCAGCAGGCACUACA
Messenger RNA from Symbiodinium necroappetens, 2449 nucleotides. Lineage: Eukaryota; Dinophyceae; Suessiales; Symbiodiniaceae. The record is from the annotation of a GenBank genome assembly.